GUUCAAAAUAUUAUCAUCUGAUUUACAAUACAUGUAAUCUUAGGUUUUGAUUUGAUAUUUAACACCGUUUAUCCUAUCCAUCUAUCUACACACAAUAUUUAUACAGAAUUCAAAUUUGUGUUUGAUGAUCGGAUUAGACAUACAAAAAUGGUGACUUUAGAAUCAAAUAGGAACGUAGAGAAAGGCAGACGGGUGGAAUUGCCUCCUAUUUUAACUGAUACUGAGAUGCCAUGUACUUGGAAAGAAUACGUAAACAACGUUCUUUUGGAUAGUAACUACGUUUCACGUGCUGCCAUUUUAGGGAAUGAUGGCAAAUCAUGGGCGACGUCUACUGGAUUCUACGUAUCACCAGCAGAACUUCGUGAAAUCAUUCCCGCCUUUGUUGAUUCGACAAAAAUCAGAAAUGAAGGAAUAUGUUUAAACAAUAAACGUUACACGUGUACCCGAAUGGACAGUACUAUCAUGGUUGGUCGGGAAAUAGCUACGGGAUUUGGUUGCGUUAUUUUUAAGUGUAAGACAUGUUUAAUAGUCGGAAUUUAUGAGGACGGAGUACAUCCAGGAGGGUGCUAUAACAUGAUUUCAAAAGUUGGUGACUAUUUGAAAGACCAAGGGUAUUGAAUAUAGAAUCAGAUUUAUUCCAAAUGUGCAAUAUAAGGUAUUGACAAGGAAACAUCUAAAAGCAUGCGAAUGCUGUUCAUCUAACUGCUUUAGUCAAAAGAUGGAUUCCGACGUUUAAAGAUGUUUUGGAUUAUGAUUAGAUUCCUAGUACUAAAUCCCAUGUCCGAAGGAUUUAUUCAGUAGUUAUGGUAGUUAUUGUACAACAAACGUCUGAAGGAACAUGAAGACAGCAUAUAUUAUUCACCUUACUCAGGACAGGAAGUAAUAAAAGACGGAAUAAUCGGGUUGUUCUAAACGCAUGUUAUCAUUUAGAAUAAUGUCAAAAGUUGUUACUCUUAUCUAACUUAUCUCAAUGCAAUACUUGACUGUAUCCUUUUAAAGGAUUUAAGUCCAAUAUUUGUUAUUGAAUUAUUUGGCUUGCUUUUAAUCAUGCUUCAUUUCAUAUUUAUACAACCGGACUUUUAUGCAUUAUUUCUUACUUUAUGGAAAUUCAGUUCUUUUCAUAUAUAUAUAUUCUGUUUUUUAUAUUCAUAAAUUCAAGAUUAAAAGGUAAAAAUUGAUUUGUGUUAAAUUACAAUUGUUAUUCAGGAAAUAUAGAAUUUCUUUUCAAUGAGUUUCCAUAUUUAAUCAAUUGCAAACAUGACUGAAAAGGUAUUGGUUUUCCUUAUUCAAUGCUGAAAGCGGAGAAGUACAAAGAGUAUAUACAUUGAAAAUGUUGGCCAUUUCAAAUCUCAUUAAAUAAUCAAUUUUAAAUUGAUAAAAUCACGCGAAAUGGAUUAACACUGAAGAAAUUCAAAUGUUCUUGAGUACAGAUUAAAUCAACAAGAAUUUGUUACAAAUUAUAUUUAAUGGAUCUUGACUUUAUGCACUACUGAUCUGUCAAUUGGAAAACUGAUACAUAUGCAUACAUGUAUAGCUGUAUUUGAAAUAAAAGUUAAAGAGUA
Messenger RNA from Mytilus trossulus (common blue mussel), 1562 nucleotides. RefSeq names its product profilin-2-like. The record is from RefSeq and is a predicted model, not a curated record. The coding region runs from base 148 to 618 and encodes 156 amino acids. Gene Ontology annotation, molecular function: actin monomer binding. The transcript is spliced from 2 exons. NCBI's taxonomy places the organism in Eukaryota, Metazoa, Mollusca, Bivalvia, Mytilida, Mytilidae. Gene Ontology annotation, cellular component: cell cortex.